AUGGCCAUCUUUGGAGUCUUCAAGGCCACCAAAUCCAAAUCCCAGUCCCAUGCGUUCGCCGACACCGCUGCCUAUCCCUCCACCCCCGUCAGCGCUGAGCGCUCGCUUCCUCCUCUCCCCAUGCCCUACAUGCCGUCCGCCUCCUCCAGCACCGUCAGUACUGCGGGCAUCCCAUCGCCCGGUGGCAGGACCACUCCCGUACGCCCUGGGAAGGGCAUGCCGACGCCUACAGGCGCAAGAGCAGACAGCGGGCCCAGUUCGUUCAACCGCACCCCCAGCGCCAGUUCUCGCGUAAACACAAAGAUGAGGAGCGGCACAUGGUCCUCUACAUCGUCACCCUCGGCAACCCGUCCUCCCUUUCUUCGAGGCAGUAACUCAUCCUCAUCCCUCACAACACCUACCAAGUCCAUCUCCCGAGCCCCGAAAGCUCUCCUGGCAACGCCCACUAGUGCCUCGCAGGCACCACUACCUCCACCCAGCGAUGCACUCCCUCCCACGCCAGAAGCGUCGCCUCAGAAACGCAUCUCUACAAUAUUCGAGUCCAGAGGCGCGUCGGCCACCAUUUCACGUCGCGGUUCAUUCAAAAGUCCCUCUAGAGGCGGUGGUCGCAUGGCCAAUUCUCGGAAUAUGCGGGACCCAAGCGGGUCGAGCGAUGUCUCUUCAAACCUCUCGAAUGCCUCAUCCACUUCGAGUGGUAAUGGUCGUCUUCCGCGGGUGCUCAGUGGCCGCCGUACUUCCACCUCCAUCUCCACCUCACGACCUACCCAGCUCGACGCGUAUGACGGUCCUGUCGUCGAGAUCAAUGCAGAGCCUCCUCGAACCUCCAAAGAUGGUCUCAAGUCAACAGAGGGUAAACGCCGGCCGACGGCGCUAAAGCUUAGGACGAGCAACCUCACGCCAGAGCCCUCGUCACCAGCAGGGAAGGGAAAGGGCGUUGAUUCUUCUAUUGCUGCCUUGCUACCUUCUUCCAAGCCAUCACGUAUUACCAACAUCGGUACUUCUGCCCUCGCCCCGCCUCUCAUGUCUCCCGCGAAAGCUUCAUCCACUUUGGGGACGAUGCUCAGCGCUCGGGACCCCGAGCCGUCCCAGAACACGGAGGACAGCGGUACUCCGCCCGUGUGGCAAAAGUCUUUCGACCUUGUCGAGCCUCAGCUCAAGCCUCUCAGACUUCUCGAGAGAAGACGGUCCAAGUCUACAGGGGAUGCCAUGGAGUUUAUGAGCAUCGGCCGGUUGCAGAGAGAUUUAGGAGGGAGCUUGACACCAAGUUCGUCAGCCUUGCAUCGACUGUCACCGAGCAAGAGUGGCGGGCUGUCGCCAAAGAAGACUACAGGUAGAGACGAGACCAUAGACAAGUCGGUCUCGACUCCUGCUUCCGCUCUCACUACCGAUGGGGAUGCUCCCCACUCACGACCCCCUUCACCAUCACCGUUCCUCAACCUUCCUCUUCCUUGGUCGACGGUCGACCUGCCCACCAUCACUGCCGACUUGGGCCUCACCAACAUCAGUUCCCUGGUCAACUACACGGUCAAUCAACUCGACACUUCUUCUCCCCAUCUCCUCCCGCCUGCUAUACUGAAGAACUGUGCUUCAGAGGAAGGCCGUCUACGAGCAGAGCUCGAGAGGUUACGCGAAAAGUAUGACACACUUGUCUACCAUCGCGGGUCCCUCCAGCAGCAGAUCGAGAACUCAGUUCUCAAGGUUGAGCAGACCAAGCUUCACAAGAUGGUGCAAGCUCUUCGUAAAGUGACCGCUCGGUGCGAUAGGGUGGCGAGGCAGAUUUUCAUUUGCAACGACCAGAUCAAGCAGAUAGAGAUACAGGGACAAGAGCAUGUUGUUGGCGCGCUGAGAGUCAAGCUGGAUGAGGUGAAGAGACAGGCAUACGGGUUGGAGCCCGGUGGCAGCCACCUUCCGCCUGCGUCUGGUUCGUCUAGCUCUGAGAGCGCGGCAACUCCUACGCCUACGCAUACAUCGACGUCAAAAAGCUUUCUCAAUGAUGUCUACUACCAGUCGCUCGAGCCCGUCACCCCUUCAUCCAGGAAAUACGGUGGCAACGAGUCUCGACGUACCUCUCAAGCGACCAUGAUCUCUUUGAACCGCAUGACGUUCCCUGUCCCACCGGACCGUAUCCGUAUCUUGUCGACUGCUGCGGACGAUAUGGAGCAGCCGGAUGACAGAAUUGGCUGGCAAGGGAGUUUGAAGAUUGAGAUUGAGGACAUGGUAGAUGACGGGGCUUCCAGCCAUGAUUUAGACUCGGCUCCUUCUCCCACGUUGACGGACGGCUACAUGGCGAGCCAAGACGACCAUACCAUCCUCAUUCUCCCCCCUACCGCUCAUAUGCGGUCGUCUUCGGCGCCCGACUGGCCAGUCACAUCAAGGAUUGAAAGCGGGGAUAACGCAGGGCCGUAUGAUAUGGCUUCACCUUCCUUCCAUAGUGCAUCUGCGCCCUAUCUAUUACAACCUCAUUCGCCACUUGGUGCUGCUGGGCGUCACGGUAGAGCUUUCUCCGACACGUCGAAUCAUCCACAAACCACUUCAGCACCCCUUUCGCCCACGGCUAUGCGGCAAAUGGGCACGGCGCCGUUAAAUCUGGACAUUCCAGGUAUGGGAAAGUUGGUCAAAGGAAGGGGGACAAGGAUGACGAAGAGUAUGAGCGCCCAAGGUGAGGGGCUGAAGAAGCUCAGGAAGGGAAGAGAGAGUAUGCUGGAUACUCCCGAGUCUAUAUUGUGGAGCCUUGCCACAGCACCCAUGUGGACCAAGCAGGAGCUGGACAGUCAAUGA
Cryptococcus wingfieldii CBS 7118 is the source of this 2778-nucleotide messenger RNA. RefSeq lists its product as hypothetical. Bases 1 to 2778 code for a protein of 925 amino acids. The transcript has 3 exons. The record is from RefSeq and is a predicted model, not a curated record. NCBI's taxonomy places the organism in Eukaryota, Fungi, Basidiomycota, Tremellomycetes, Tremellales, Cryptococcaceae.